Messenger RNA from Rhizophagus irregularis DAOM 181602=DAOM 197198, 807 nucleotides. Lineage: Eukaryota; Fungi; Glomeromycota; Glomeromycetes; Glomerales; Glomeraceae. The record is from RefSeq and is a predicted model, not a curated record.
AUGUUGAUAAUGGAUUAUGCGGAAGGUGGAGAUUUACAUAAUUAUUUGCAAAAGAAUUUUAUAAACAUUACAUGGAUUGAUAAAAUAAAUAUUUUAAAUGAUAUUUCAUCUGGACUUCAUGGUAUUCAUAGAAAUAAUUUUAUACAUCGAGACUUUCAUAGUGGAAAUAUAUUAUUAUCAUUAUGGAACAUAGACUAUUUAGACGAUUGGCGAAUUGGGGACUUAGGAUUAUCACAACCUGCAAAUAAUACUUUAUCAAGUAAUGAAACAUACGGAGUAAUACCUUAUAUCGCACCAGAAAUAUUUAAAGGUGGUACAUUUUCAAAAGAAACUGAUGUAUAUAGUUUUGGUAUGAUAAUGUGGGAACUUACAACAGGUUGUAAACCUUUUGCUAAUGUUGAACAUGAUAUUCAUCUUAUUUAUAAAAUUCUUGAUGGAAAGCGGCCUGAAAUUACAAACGAUACUCCUGAAUGUUUUGCUAACUUAAUGAUAAGAUGUUGGGAUUCUAAUCCUUCAAAAAGACCAACUAUAGAUGAAAUCUAUGGUUCUGCUAUCGAUUGGAAAUAUAUGUGUAGUUAUUUUUAUGAUAUGCCUCUAUUAUUUGAAAUUAUUGAAGAAUUUCAACAAGCUGAAGAAACAAGAUUGGAAUUAACACAGUUAAAGAAACUUGGUCCUGAAUUUAGUGAACAGUCUCAUCAAAAGGCAAUUUAUACAAGUAGAGCAUUAAGCUCUUUUAUUUCUAAACCUAUAAAUUUAUCUUCAAUGACUUCGUCUAAUAUGAAGCAAGGUAUAUUAUAUUAUAAUUGA